AUGAUGGCUCCAUACGCAACAGCUCCAACGGCAGAUCCAGCAACAAUUCCUGCAAUCUUGCCGCCUUUGACAGUGACGGAUCCAGACUGCGUUGAUUUUCCGCUGUACGAGUCCAUGGAUCCCAGUCCACUGUCACUUCCGUUGUCGUUACCUUGGUCAGAAUUAGCGCCUCCGGUACCACUCUCACCAGUAGAGGCAGUUCCAGUUCCAAUAACUCCCAACAAUCCACUCAAAGGAACCUUGCUGUCAAUCAAUGCUGCAAGGGAGCUCUCGGCAUCGUUAGGGUUGUGA
Messenger RNA from Ogataea philodendri, 291 nucleotides. RefSeq lists its product as uncharacterized. Bases 1 to 291 code for a protein of 96 amino acids. Lineage: Eukaryota; Fungi; Ascomycota; Pichiomycetes; Pichiales; Pichiaceae. The record is from RefSeq and is a predicted model, not a curated record. The transcript has a single exon.